GGGGGGUUUAAGUUUAUAUAUUUGUAUGCAGCUUGUCACACAAUGCAGACGUCAUCUCCACAGGACUCAGAUCAUCUUUGGUUAUGUUUUUUUCUUCCUGGCUCCUAUCGCGCCCAACCGCCUGUGUUGUGAUUGUGGUUCUGUGUGUUUAUACAAAGAACUGCCGAACGGAAUACAGAGUGAAGAAAAUAUGUUUUGAAAACGUUAUCCGGCAGAUCGUCAGGUAGUUGGAAUAUAAGUUUACAUUCAUAUAGCCUGCUGCGUUAAUUUAUAACUACAUCCCACUACGGUUGCGUAUUUCAUUGCAUCCCCUAAUGUGCGACUGUUGAUCAGUCAUCGCAGUCAUCUCUGUCGCGGAUUGCCUCUUGCAAACUUGGAGUUCGUUUCGCCCGGGCUGCUGUUUCUUCACUCGGGUGGUGAUCUUCGUAGGAGGCGCCUGAUUGCUGGCGGCACACAUGCACAUGCACAGGCGUCCCUACAGCGACUUCUGAUCAGAGCAACCUCGUCUGACACAAGGAGGAGAAAACGGAGGGUGAAAGGAGGAAAGAGUGCACGAAUGUGCUGUGAGGACGCUGCCGCCGGUAUUGGACAUUUAAGGAGGCGAUUCCACUUAACAUGUUUCAGACAAUGAACAAAAGCACCAAUGUGCAGGUAUGAAUAAUCCUCUGAAAGCUCGGUCCGCGUGAGUUUGGUAUAGCUCUUCAUCAAGACUAUGGUUAUUGAUGCAUGUAUGGAAUUACGCAUGAACUGAUCUCAUUUUUUCUCCAUCAUGUCCAACAAUUUUGCGGGUGAUGACACAGACAGCUGUUUUAAUAUCGCAAUUACCAUGUAGUGUUUGGACAAAAAAAGGGAAACCAGCUCUUAAAAAAAAUAAAAUUGACAUUUGACAUCACGGAACGGACCACUUAGCCGCCACCAUGGGACUGUGACCCGGGCUGCGAGCUCUGAGAGGCGGCUGUUUGUGUAGUCUGUGCUCCGUGUGCAGACUGGACCUGAGCAGUUGUGACAUUUUGAGCCAUGGCUGCUGCUAUCGCAAGUGGGCUGAUCAGACAGAAGAGGCAGGCACGGGAGCAGCAUUUAGACCGGCCCUCGACCAACCGACGGAGAAAGAGCCCCAACAAGAACAAGGGGCUCUGCAAUGGGAACCUGGUCGACAUCUUCUCUAAAGUGCGCAUCUUCGGCCUCAGGAAGCGGAGACUACGGAGACAAGAUCCCCAGCUCAAGGGUAUAGUGACCAGGUUAUAUUGCAGGCAGGGAUACUACUUGCAAAUGAAUCCCGAUGGCUCUCUUGAUGGGACCAAGGAUGACAGCAGUAAUUCCUCUUUGUUCAACCUUAUUCCCGUGGGCCUCAGAGUUGUCGCCAUUCAGUCUGUGAAGACAGGAUUAUACAUCGCCAUGAAUGGGGAGGGCCAUCUGUACACAUCAGAACUCUUUACAGCAGAGUGCAAGUUCAAAGAGUCGGUGUUUGAGAACUACUAUGUGAUCUACUCGUCCAUGUUGUACAGACAACAGGAGUCGGGGAGAGCUUGGUUCCUCGGGCUCAAUAAAGAGGGCCAAGCCAUGAAGGGGAACCGAGUGAAAAAAACAAAACCAGCUGCUCACUUCCUGCCCAAGCCAUUAGAAGUUGCCAUGUACAGAGAGCCAUCGUUGCAUGAUGUUGGAGAGACAGUACCCAAGGCGGCAGUACCUCCCAGUAAAAGCACAAGUGAGCCAGCAGUGAUGAACGGAGGUAAACCCGUCAGCAAGCCCGACAAGCCCACCACAUAGCCACACCUGACCAGUGCCCAGUGUGUGUGUGUGUGUGUGUGUGGAGGGGGGGGAACGUGAUGGAGGCAGGGCUUUUCCCCACAAGACUCCCGACCCUCUUUCUUCUGUGGAUCAGAUCCAGGCAAACCUCCCUCCCUUUCUUCUCUUGCUCGUCCUCUUCUUUCUCCGCCUUGUCCUCCCUUUCUCCAGCGGUCUCAACAUGGGUGGAUGGAUUCUGAGGCGGCUGAGUUUCUCCAGCACAGGAGGGAAGAGGACCUCUGAUCAUGGAAUGCCUUUAGAUUCCUCUGAAACUGUGAGAAUUCAUGUGAAUAACACGUGUUUCACAACCACCACACUCGUGGUACUUUGCUUGCUGACGGUUCAUCCAAGAAUCCCCCCCUCCCCCUCUAUAAUGCCCUGUUGCAGAAUGAGUCUGUGUACCUUCAGAUCUAUUUUCUAUACCACAGUUCACCAGCUAUGUUCUGGGAUAGAGACUGUAUAGAUAGAGUAAAUAUUUGGACUGUCGUCCUCUAUUUUUUACGAGUAUGUUCCCCUCUCCCUCUCUUUCUAUCUCUAGUCACACACUUUUCUCUUUGUCAAGUAACCUAGAAAAGAUAAAAACAUUUUGCAAGGGAGUUGUGUGAUUUUCUAAGAAACACAUUCACACAGAUGUGGCAAAAACAAACAUAUAUAUAUAUAAAAAAAAUUCAAAUUUUCAUCUUGCCUACGACAUGCACACACACACAUACAGACACACACACAAAGUUUGUGGGGAAAAUCAGAGAUGUUGCUUUUUACGGCCGAUAAAAACACACUGGAGGCUGGCAGAUAGCUCCUGCAAUCACAGUUGAUGAAGUGCUAAUUACCGCCACUGCAAUCAAUGCGAGGAGCUCCCUACACACAUACAAACACACACACACACACACAUUUAUAAACAGAUGUGCGUGUGGGUGGGAAAGCGCUGUAAGGAAUGGUGUAUACAUAUCACUAUCUAAGUCCCACCAGCGGUUCAGUCCGCCUUCUCUGGUAAAUAGAAACCUGAAGUCUAUUUUUCUUUAAUCUUAUUUCAGAGCGUGGGCUCUAGGAAUAUCUCUAGGCCUUGUAGGCCUUUGUCCCUUACUCGCUGACUUCUUUGGACUACGAGGCAAGGCUUGUGGCUUUGACCCAGAUGGUCUAUAACUGCAGCACUGGCAGCCAUUUUAUGGCAGCGUCUACUUAAAGCCAGAAAACAACAUGGCUGAAAACCAGUAGGCGACAUUUAUACUGGCUGCAUCCCUAUUUGGUUCAGCAAACUAAAGCAUGGGCAAGGUUAAUAUUGUGUUCUCUCUUCUUGCAGCAGUUAUACAAGAGAUGGCUUAUAUUGUAACAUUUUCACUGUAUAAAACUUAGGGAAAAUGACUAUUAAAAAUCAUAACUUUUUAAAUGACUAGAUAUUAUUAUUAUUAUUAUUAUUAUCAUUAUUAUUAUUAUUAUGAUUAUUAUUAUUACUAUUAUUAUUAUUAUUAUUAUGAUUAUUAUUAUGAGAGGAUUUGUCUCCUAGCUCAGCAUGCAGAGUCCAGUACUGAUCAUCUUGGCCUAUCACGUGCCUGUUUGGACCUUGAUUCCCGGCAUGCAAAAACAGGUUCCCAGUCCCCACUGGGCCAAAGGUGCCUCACCCACCCGAUACAUCCAUGUAGAGGACACGUAGCAUAAUCCAUCGAAAAAUCACACUCAGAUCUAUUCAUUCUGAAAUGACCAAAGUCUUUUUUCAUCCCAGAAGAACUGAUUCUUCAAAAGAAAAAAAAGAAAAAAAGAAAAGAAAACAAAUCUGAUUUUCUCUCUGAUUAAAUCCAUCGAAGCUUUCACUGUGAUAGCAUUUGUUCUGUCUGAAAGAAUCAACCCUGCUCAGACCUUUGCGUGACCCCCCCAAAGGUCUUGACUUGAUGUCAUUUUGGAGAAGUUCGUAUACCUUGAAUUAAUCACAUGCAUGUAUUUUCUAUGAAGAAAAAGGUGUAUAGGAAAAGUUCUUCACUCUGUGUAAGCUGAAGAACACUGAAGCUUGGUUUGGGAGUUGAAUGGGCAUGUUGUAGGCUACGGCACACUCACAGCUACUCUGAAGGUAACCCACUGCACUUUCUGUUUGCAUUUUCAUCAUGACUGUUAGCAGUUUAUCAAAGUUCUAUCUGAUCUGAUCAAUCAGUUUAUAGCGUUUGUCUUGCUUUAAUGAUUUUUCCUAAUAGUUUUGUUAGAUAAGAUUUAGACUAUUAAGUAGAUUGUUGCUGCUGUAUGCUGCUAAAACUGCAACUAUAUUAAGAAAUUGAUUUGGUGAAUAUAAUUUUCUGAGUUUAUUGGGAUUACACAUGACCAUUAUCGAAGCACAUUAGUUAGCCUUCAAUAUUUUCUCUGUACAAAGCUGUUUAUGCUAUAACAAAAAUGGCGUACUAUACACACAGGAGCUGGAAACCACUGUUGUUGUAUUUGGGGCUGAUGUUCUGUCCCCAUUACAGCCAAUCACCCUCCACUCUUACAAACUCUACAUGCUGGGCUGGCUGCUGCUCCAGCCCUGCAGUCCAGUUAACUGGCUCCUCCGAGGCUGACUUUAUUUUUGUAAAUGACCGGUGUGUAAAUGUACAUCUCUGUUUGGAUCUCUGUAACCACCGUUUGUUUUUGUUUUUUUGGUUGUUUGUUUGUUUGUCUCCUCAUUUCUCUUGUAUACGGGUCGUAUGUGAUGUCGUCUCCUGAUCCCGA
This is a messenger RNA of Thunnus maccoyii (southern bluefin tuna), 4473 nucleotides long. RefSeq names its product fibroblast growth factor 14 (gene fgf14). Gene Ontology annotation, cellular component: cytoplasm. The coding region runs from base 1018 to 1767 and encodes 249 amino acids. Gene Ontology annotation, biological process: animal organ morphogenesis; positive regulation of cell population proliferation; regulation of cell migration. The record is from RefSeq and is a predicted model, not a curated record. The transcript has 5 exons. Gene Ontology annotation, molecular function: fibroblast growth factor receptor binding; growth factor activity. Lineage: Eukaryota; Metazoa; Chordata; Actinopteri; Scombriformes; Scombridae.